Messenger RNA from Vanessa tameamea, 1933 nucleotides. RefSeq names its product gastrula zinc finger protein XlCGF57.1-like. Gene Ontology annotation, molecular function: zinc ion binding; DNA-binding transcription factor activity, RNA polymerase II-specific; RNA polymerase II cis-regulatory region sequence-specific DNA binding. Gene Ontology annotation, biological process: regulation of DNA-templated transcription. Bases 79 to 1785 code for a protein of 568 amino acids. Gene Ontology annotation, cellular component: nucleus. The transcript is spliced from 6 exons. Lineage: Eukaryota; Metazoa; Arthropoda; Insecta; Lepidoptera; Nymphalidae. The record is from RefSeq and is a predicted model, not a curated record.
GGUAUAGGAAUGUUUUGUAUUGCUUGUUAAAUGUAACUUUGCAAUUAUAUUAUUGAAUAUUAAAUAUAAAAAUAAUUAAUGAAUAUUUUAAAUAUGGACGCCGGGAUUAUGGUUGAAACUUUGCCGAUACUCGGUACUUGUAAUUUAUGCUUAAGCGAAGGUGUCGUCAAGAGUAUGCUUAUUAAACAAAAUAGUGAAAAUAAAAGGGAUUCCUACACGGACAUGCUAUUCAAAUGUUUUUCAAUUGAUAUGACAGAAUUAGACUUGGAUGAUACAAAACGUCUUAUAUGUGACGGUUGUAUUAAACAACUUGAACUAUCUUUGAAGUUUAAGGACCAAGUUGAAACAUCAUUAAAGACGUUGGAAGCUACUAUUAAAUUAAAAAAAGCCAGUCAAGCACAUGAAUGUGUUAAGGUUGAACUUCCAACACACAAAGAUGAAAUAUUACAAGAAGCUCUGAAAAACGUGAAUGAUGAUCUCGCAGCUGUGAUCGGAUGGUCCAAGGAUACCUUCGAAUGUGAUGACUCUGACGACGACAGACUAAUAUUUCAGAGCGUUAAGCAAGAAGAUGAUACUGAUGUCGACGAUGACACAGAGUAUUAUCCAGCAAGUUUGAGCGACUUGAUGAUUAAGAAAGAACCAGACGACUAUAGGCCGAGACGGACGAGAAAAAGAACUCUGCCAACCGGCAAGAAGAAAGUAUCGUACUCCGUCAAGAAGCAGGCGGAUUUAAAGGAAACAGAGAAAAUGUUAGAGGUCGGUUUAUUUCCGUUCAAAAUGGGAAAAAAUCAAUCGUACUCCUGCGCUAUAUGUCCAGAAAAGUCAACAGUUCUCGACGAUAUUAAGGUCCACAUUAUGCAACACAAUGUAACGAACAUCCACGUAGCUUUUAAGAAGAUGAUAUCGUCGACGUUACAGAAGUUCUACAAAUCGUCCGGUAAAUUUAGAUGCAAGAUAUGUCGGAGCGAGAUAACCGACUACGAGGCCUUGAAACAGCAUAUAAACGCAUGCGUGUCCGUCAAAUCCGGCAGAGGUUGGAACAAUCUGCCAUUUAAAUUGGAAAAGGACCAAUUGGAUUGUCCAAUUUGUCAGAAAACAUUCCUAAACUUCGUCAGCUUAAACACGCAUAUGAAUGUACACUAUCCGAAUCACAUUUGCGACAGCUGCGGCAAAGCUUUCGCUUCGAAAGCUCGUUUACGAGGUCACAUGCGAACUCACGAAAUAGGCGAUUUUCCGUGUAGAUAUUGCGACGCAGUUUUCGACAGAGUGACCAAAAGAGAGAAUCACGUGUCAAAAGAGCACAAGUCAGGGAUACGGUACGCGUGCAAGAGAUGCAACAUAUCCCUGUCCUCGUUCUACGCGAGACAGAAGCAUCUAGCCGAAGUCCACAAUGAGGAGUUGAAGAGGUACAAAUGCAAGGCGUGUACCCAAAGUUACAUAACUCCGGGGCAUCUCUCCAGUCACGUGCGAAGGGAUCAUUUGAACGAGAGGAAUCACAAGUGCACGAAAUGCGACCUCGCCUUCUACACGAGAAACUCUCUGAAAAUGCACAUGAUAAAACACGACGGGGAACGAAUUCAUUCGUGUAACAUUUGCCACAAAUCUUACCAGAGGAAGAAGACCUUAAGGGAACACAUGCGUAUACAUAAUAAUGAUAAAAGGUUCAUCUGUCCGGUGUGCGGGAGGGCGUUCACGCAAAAGUGCACCCUAAAGGGCCACUUGAAGGUCCAUGAAAGGAAACCGGAUGUUGAUGAACGAGUACCGCAACCCUUACAUUCGAUAUAAAUGUUAAAAUAUUGAAAAGCCAAGCUUGUAGUUUAACGAAAUUGUAUUAAUGUACGGAAUGGCAUCUGUGGUCUGUUGCUAAAAGGAGUUGAAUCUGCACCGCAUUUUGAAAUGAGCUAAAACAUAAAAAAAAAAAAUGUUUGUGCUA